ACAUGACCAAGUUCAUCAUGAGCAACUCAAGUCUUCACCUUCUCAAGCUUCAAAGCUUUCUCUGCUUUCCAAAUCCAGGUCCUUUGAAUUCCUUCUCUUCUUCUUUUGUCAUUUGAGAAUAUAUAAGACCAUGGGUUUCCGGUUGCCUGCAAUUGUUAAUGCAAAGAGAAGUCUCAUUCGAUCUCUAUCUAGUUCAAGCCAGACAGCAGAUUCAAAGACUUUAGAUAUCCCAAAAGGCUACUUUGCAGUCUAUGUUGGAGAGAGCCAGAAGAAGCGGUUUGUGAUUCCGAUAUCAUAUUUGAAUGAGCCUUUAUUCCUGGAUUUGUUGAGUCAAGCUGAAGAAGAAUUCGGAUAUGAUCAUCCUAUGGGAGGUAUCACAAUCCCCUGCAGUGAAAACACCUUCCUUGAUCUCACUUCCCGCUUAAGUGUGUGAGUGAACGCGAAUCGGUCAUCCAUUCUAUCCGAACCAUCCUCAUUUCAGAGUUCACUGAGCCAAGAUGAAAGAAUUUGGAUAUGAUCAUAUCCAAAGCAUCCUCAUUUCAGAACUCACUGAGUUGGGAUGAAGAAGAGGCUACCACUGAUCAUCCAUGGAAUCAACUCACAUCUUGUGGUGAAAGCAAACCUUCUCAAAUCCUGAAGCUGCUUCUGGGCUGAGCAGAAACAUAGAAAUUUAUGACGCAGACAAGUGAUGAUAUCAUGAACUCCCUAGAACCAUUGGUCCAAAUAUCAUCCCCCCACCCAAAGGCAGUCAAAUUCUGUCUUUCAAACCUACGUAAACUUCUUUGUUGUUCUCCAGGAGCAAUAUACAAUCUAUUUGAAAUCCUCA
Molecule: messenger RNA, 826 nt
Organism: Prunus avium (sweet cherry)
Lineage: Eukaryota; Viridiplantae; Streptophyta; Magnoliopsida; Rosales; Rosaceae
Product: auxin-induced protein 15A-like
Biological process (GO): response to auxin
Source: RefSeq, a predicted model, not a curated record